Molecule: messenger RNA, 1365 nt
Organism: Dendrobium catenatum
Lineage: Eukaryota; Viridiplantae; Streptophyta; Magnoliopsida; Asparagales; Orchidaceae
Product: receptor like protein 29
Exons: 1
Coding region: 1-1365 (454 amino acids)
Molecular function (GO): protein binding
Source: RefSeq, a predicted model, not a curated record
AUGCCACCUCUUCUUCUUCCUCCUCCCUCCUUCCUCCUAAUCUCCACUCUUCUUCUCCUCUCUCUCCAAAUCUGUAAAACCCUAAACCUCUCAGAAAAAGAAACCCUCUUCUCCAUUAUGGAAUCCAUCUCCUCUGAUAAAGACUGGAGAUCCUUCAGCCCUGAACCCUGCAAUCCAAGCUCUUCAUGGCCUGGAAUGGAGUGCAAGCCUGGUUCAGACAACCUUCUCCAUGUAACCAAACUUGUCUUUGGAACUCCUCCUAACCCAACUUGCAUGAACUCUGCAACUUUCCCUUCUCAAAUCUUCAACCUUCCAUUUCUCCAAUCCAUUCACUUCGUCAGCUGCUUCAAAACCAAGAAGACAACUCUGUUCUUCCCUAACUCGCCAUCUUCUUCUCUCAAACAACUCAGUUUCAGAUCAAAUCCUGCUCUUAUCAGCCUCAUACCACCUCAGAUUUCCUCUCUCAAAUCACUCCAAGUUCUCACUCUUUCACAGAACCAUCUGUAUGGAAAGAUCCCAGACUCUAUUUCUUCUCUGAACUCACUGAUUCAUCUUGACCUGAGCUACAACAAGUUAACUGGAAGAAUCCCAGCAGAAAUAUGGAGACUGAACAACCUUGUUGAUCUAGAUUUGAGCUAUAACUCUCUUACAGGACCAAUCCCACCAUCAAUUGGAGAACUGGUUAAGCUUCAAAACCUCGACUUGAGUUCAAAUUCACUAACGGAAACCAUUCCAGAGAGUGUGGAGAAGCUAAAGAUUCUAACUUUCCUUGCUUUAAGCGACAAUAAGCUUAGUGGAUAUGAUCCUAAUGGAGUUGCCAAACUUCAGAAGCUUGAAUACUUGAUCAUGGAAGGCAAUCCAAUGUUCAUUCCAUUGCCGCCGGAGCUCGGGAGGCUGCCGAGGCUUCAGGAACUGAGACUGGGGAGCUCAGGCUACUCAGGGAUGAUACCAAAGAGCUUCUGUUGGUUAAAGAAUCUGACCAGUCUGUCUCUUGAGAACAAUAAUCUCAGUGGUGAAAUACCUCCUGAGUUUAAUGGACUUAGAAAAAUUUAUCACUUGAAUCUGAGUAGAAACUUGCUUAGUGGAGUUGUUCCUUUCAGUUCUGAGUUUUUUAGAAGGCUUGGGAGGAAUUUGGAUCUGAGUGGGAAUGCUAGACUUUGUGUGAAUGAGCAUGAAGGAUUGAAUGAGAAUGUUGGGGUUGGAGUAUGUGGAAGUAAUGGGUCUUCUUCUGUUGAUUCUGAUGAGAUGAGGAAGCCAUUGGAGAGCUCUGAAGCUGCUUCCUUAGCUUUGGGGAUCUGGUCAUGGCGUUCAGGGGCUGGGUUUAUGGGUUUCAGUGCUGUGUACUUUUGUCUUUGGAGUUCCUAG